This is a messenger RNA of Antrostomus carolinensis (chuck-will's-widow), 2102 nucleotides long. RefSeq names its product WD repeat domain 27 (gene WDR27). Lineage: Eukaryota; Metazoa; Chordata; Aves; Caprimulgiformes; Caprimulgidae. Gene Ontology annotation, molecular function: protein binding. The transcript is spliced from 21 exons. The record is from RefSeq and is a predicted model, not a curated record. The annotation marks the transcript as partial.
GGUUAACAGCUCAAGGAAUUGUUAUAGGAACUCUUUUGGGAAUAGUGCUUCAUGUAAGAUUUAGUCCGGAUGAUCAGCAAGUGGCAGUAUGCGCUGGAAAUCAGAUCUACAUGUUAAGUGCCAAGAAGAAAGCUGUACUAGCUGAAUUGAAUGGCCACCUGGCUCCAGUGACUGCUGCCGAGUUUUGCACAUGGGAGAAAAGUAUGCUUAUAUCAGUGUCAGAAGACAGAACCUUUAAGGUGUGGGACUAUUCUACCGGCCAGUUAAUAUAUCAGUCAGCAGUAUUAACGGCAGCAUUUCCUUUGCUAAGUCUGCUAAUUGAUGAAGAAAAUAAACAAAUUAUCACUGGAUGUGCUGAAGGACAGCUUUGGAUCUUCAGUUUAGUCAGUGAUCAUAAUUAUCGUUGUGUGACACAUAUCAACCUAAAGAAAGAGCAAGAGAAAUUCUGCAAUAAAGUGUGUAAAUCUGGAAAAGAAAUAGGUAAAGGGCAAAAUACUUCCAAGCUUUGCAAAACAAACAACAGGAGACCAGAAGGAUCAGUGGAAACGUCGUUGCCUAUCCUCUUAAUUGAACACUGUGACUUUUUAGUAUGUUUCCAUAACGAAGAAAACAUAACUUCUGCCCUGAAUACUCGCCAUUUUUUGAUAGGAAGCUCUACUGGCUUGUUAAUAAUUGAUUUGGCAAACUUUGAAUUAGAAGGUUUUUUAACUUACAAAGAUUGUAGUGACCUCAGCAUUCAGUUUGCUGGAUCGUGUGCAUUAACAAGGAAGGCAAUUAAUGGAAAGGUUUUAUGCUUGAUCACCUCAAUGUUUGAAGAUAUUAUUGCUGUGUUGGAAGUUAACCUUGCUGCAUUGGUGAGAACUCAUCAGAGUGAUUUUCUCCGAUGUGGAAAUGAAAACAGUCUAUCGGUUAUUGCCAGGUGUUCUUUAUUGGCAAAUUCUCCAUUGUGUAAGGUUUUAAAGAAAAACUUGAAAGAACCGUCUGGUAAAACACUUGGAGUGAAAAGCACAGUGAAAGAUCAGCCAGUGGUUUUCCAUAAUAAAAUUAAGUCAUCAGGUUAUACAGCAGCACCACAAAUGACCAUGUUUUCUUCAAAUAAUAACCUGAAGAAAAAAGAGGUAUCAAAGUGGAAGGCCAGUUGUAAAUGUAAAAAUAAAGAAUAUCCAUUGGAAAGUUAUCCUCCAGUCAAAUAUGAGAAAGAGAUAUCUGUUACUUGUAAACCAACCCCAAUUUGUUGCAUUCAGUAUUCUGGUGAUGGAGAGAUGCUGGCUUGUGGCUUGUCAGACAAGACUGUACUGAUAUUCAACUCCAAUCUCACCGAUACACAUAAUGUUUUUUCAGGUCAUGAUGGUGCAGUUAACUCUGUUGGCUGGAGUCAUGACAAGAAGUGGUUAGUUUCUGCUUCAGAAGACAGAACUUUAAGGGUCUGGUCAGUCUGCAAUAAUAAACCUGCCCUAGUUCUGGGCAAAGAAAUGUUCCAUAAGACUGUACGCUUUGCACAGUUUUAUUUUAUGGAUACAUUUAUAUUGCUGUGUUGUGGAGCUGAAUUUCAUCUAUUAAGUUUCCAUCUAGACACAACCAAGGAUGACCUCAAACGAUACAAGAAUAGAAGUGUUUACAAAUUGGUACAGAAAUUUUCCAUGGCUUCGACCAUGGAGAUUACCAGCCUUUCAGCAGUAAAUGAUUUCUACUCUUAUAUUGUACUUACAGCUGGCAGCAACCGAGCAUUGGAAGUUUUUGACCUCAACGCAGGCUGCAGCACAGCAGUGAUACCAGAAGUUCAUACUAGAUCAGUUCAUCAGAUCUGCCAAAAUAAGGGGUCAUCAUUCAGCACUCAGCAACCCGAAGCUUACAAUCUUUUCAUGACCACAGCUGCAGGUGAUGGCAUCAAACUGUGGGAUUUAAGAACACUGAGGUGUGAACGUCGUUUUGAAGGGCACACUACCUGCUGCUAUCCAUGUGGAAUUGCAAUAUCUCCUUGUGGACGGUUUAUAGCCAGUGGAUCAGAUGACAAAUAUUUAUGUCGAAGGAACUCAGAUGGAAACUGUGAUUUUACUGUAGUGGGCGAUUUCCUGGGACUACUGGAAAGACAGCCUCCAUAA